UGGGAGCUGCAGCAGCAGCAUCAGCAUCACCGGAAUGAGUAACAGUGCGCAACUUGGAGAAACAACUACACUGUCCGGAGGAGCGCGCGUGUGUGUCCGCUUACUGAAUGGUGUGCUGAAGGUAUUCAUGAGGACUUAAAGGGGCCAAUAAAGGGGCCAAAAAAACUGCACCAACUCUCUGUGGAUCUGCCGAAAGAAAGGAAGCCAUGGAUUAUAUAAAAAGCCACAAUACUUGCCUCUCCAUCGUCAUCUUGAUGAUUAGCAGUGCCUGCCACGCUCUUUUGGACAGAUUUCUGGAGGAGACCUUCUCAGAUCAGCCAUUUCCACAUCAUUUGGGCUCAGAAGAUGACAUUACCUCCUGUGAUUUUGAGUCUCUGUGCCUCUGGAGUUCAUCAAAUCACAGCGACCAAAGUGACUGGUCGGUGGUGUCGCCACAGCAACCAGCAAGCGCACAGGCUGGGAUGAUACCUGUGACUGACCAUUCAGUGGGAAGUUCUGAUGGACACUUCCUUCUCCUAACCUCCUCCCCUGCUGCAGAGGCCUCUGGGAAGUGUGAGUACCACUUAACCAGCCCAGUCUUGCCAGGAAGCGUCAGAUACUGCGUCUUGCAGGUGGCUCUGUAUGAGGCCGGUCCAGCGAUGGGGAACCUCACGCUCCUGAUCAAACCAGUUCACUCAGGUUCAGCUGUUCACUCUGUGAUUCUCAACCACAAGAGACCUGACGACCGCAGGGCUGAGUGGGAGGUUCUGGAGACUGUGAUUGGUCAGAUGGAUGAGCCCUUUCAGGUGGCCCUGCUCUACACUUCCUGUAUGGGGGAAAAGGGAGCCACUGUAGCUCUGGACUCUCUGGAGCUCAUAGACUGUGAAUCAGAACACCAGGUCAUCGAGCUGGAUGGAGGAUGUGGGGAAUCUUUCCACUGUGAAAACUCAGGAGGCUGCAUUGACCAGAGUCAAGUGUGCAACUUCCACACUGACUGUUCAUUAGGAGAGGAUGAGGGCUUCAUCUGUGAUGCUCUUCCGUUUGGCUCAUACUGUUCAUUUGAACGGGAUGCGUGUGGUUGGUCUGUGUCCAACCGGCACGCAGCCUGGAGAAGGGUCGCUGGAGACGAGCUUCUGGAGAAAGAAGACAUGCAGGGAGUCACUCUGCAGAGUACACCAGGGCACUUCCUGUUUUUGCAGGUAAGAGAGAGUAAUUCCCUUCGAGAGGCGUCCAUUCAGAGCUCCUCUUUCCCUCCCCCAGUCUCUACUACUGCCUGCCAGAUGCGUUUCUCUCUGUACCUGUAUGGGGACUUUAAUGGUUCUUUGCUGGUGGCUAUAGAAGAGAAUGGGACCACCAACGCACCACUGGUCUGGGAAAGAAAUGGUCAGUGGACAGAUGACUGGGAAGAUGUUGCCCUGCAGCUGACUGGCCUUCAUCAUGGGUUCCACGUUAAGGUGACAGCUGUGUGGGGACAAGGCUCCAAUGCUGACGUCGCUCUCGAUGACAUUGCAAUUGGAGCAGCCUGCUUCAACACAGAUCUCAACUCUCUCCUGCCCAUGACAGACUUGGAGGAUUUCUUAAGCCCCCUUCCAGAGCCUUCGGCCUCAGAAGUGUCUUUGAUGACGUGGUGGUUUACCUCAUGCGGUGCCAGUGGUCCCUACGGCCCGACCCAAGCCCAGUGUGACAGUACCUACAGGAACAAAAAUGUCAGUGUUAUUGUGGGGAAGGAAGGCCCCUUGAAAGGAGUCCAAAUGUGGAGAGUACCUGCUACUAACAGAUACAUGAUCUCUGCCUACGGGGCUGCUGGAGGCAAAGGAGCCAAAAACCACAAUAAACGUAACCACGGGGUCUUCAUAUCUGCCAUUUUUCCUCUGGAGAAAGAAGAUGUACUUUACAUUUUGGUGGGCCACCAGGGAGAAGACGCAUGUCCCGGGAGAAAUCCCCUCACCCAGAAGAUCUGCCUGGGAGAGUCGUCAGUGAUUGAAGACAACUUCAGGGGAGAGGCCAGCUCAGAGUGGGCUGGGGGAGGAGGCGGAGGAGGUGGAGCCACUUACAUCUUUAAGAUGGAGGGAGGUGAGCUGAUUCCCUUGCUGAUUGCGGCAGGUGGAGGAGGAAAUGCCUACCUGGAGGACCCGGAGUCUAGUCUGGACCAGAUACCACUGGAGCAGUACGAAAACAGCACCGUAGCCCCCAGUACCAAAGGUCAAACUGGUGCUGCAGGUGGAGGUGGAGGUUGGAAAGACAGUCCCAGUCCUCACCUGAGGGCGGGAAAGUCUCUGGUGGAGGGAGCUGAGGGGGGAUCCUCAUGUCCCCUGGCCUUGUCCAAGCUCAGCUGGUCCACCUUUGGGGGUUUUGGAGGUGGAGGUGGGGCCUGCACAGCGGGAGGCGGCGGAGGAGGUUACAGAGGAGGUGAUGCUGCGCUGACAGAUGAGAUCACAGCUGACGGUCAGAAUGGAGUCUCAUUCAUUCAUCCAAUGGGAGAAAUUUUCCUUCAGCCUCUGGCAGCCAUGGAGAGUCACGGCGAGUGUGAGAUCAAGGUGCAGCUAAACUGCAGCCACUGUCAGUCGCAAAGCUGUAAACGAGAUGAGGAUACUCACCUUAUCCUCUGUCUGUGCGAUGACGACAAAGUCCUGGCCAGUGACAACGUCACGUGUAUCGGCACUGUAGCUCCUCAGGGCCUGGCUCCGCAGGGCCAGAUGUCGACAUCUUUGAUCCUGGCAGUUGUGGUCUCCACCAUCGCGAGCGGCAUUGCGCUGAUCUGUGCCGGCGUCAUCCUCAUGUGGUACCGCAGAAAAAACGACCUGCAUGCAGUGAGGGGGCGUCUGCAGAGUCCAGAGUACAAGCUGAGCAAGAUCCGCUCCUCCACCAUCAUGACGGACUACAAUCCCAACUACUGCUUCGCAGGGAAGGCCGCCUCACUCAAUGAACUGAAGGAAGUGCCACGCAAGAAUAUAACACUUCUCAGGGCUCUUGGCCAUGGUGCAUUUGGUGAAGUCUAUGAAGGACAAGUUCUGGGGAUGAGCGGUGAUAACAGUCCCAUGCAGGUGGCCAUAAAGACUCUCCCAGAAAUCUGCUCCGAACAGGAUGAAAUGGAUUUCCUGAUGGAGGCGUUGAUUAUGAGCAAGUUCAGCCAUGAGAACAUUGUGCGCUGCAUCGGCGUCAGUCUGAACAUCCUGCCGCGUUUCAUCCUGCUGGAGCUGAUGACCGGGGGAGACAUGAAGAGCUUCCUGAGACAGAACAGGCCACGAGCUGGCCAGACCUCUUCUCUCACCAUGCGGGAGCUGCUGCGGAUGGCCAGAGAUAUCGCCUUUGGCUGUCGCUACCUGGAGGAGAACCACUUUAUACACAGAGACAUUGCAGCUAGAAACUGCCUCCUCACCUGCCCUGGACCAGACAGAGUGGCCAAAAUUGGAGACUUUGGCAUGGCUCGAGAUAUAUACAGAGCCAGUUAUUACAGGAAAGGUGGUCGUGCCAUGCUGCCAGUCAAAUGGAUGCCACCGGAGGCAUUCAUGGAGGGAAUCUUCACCUGCAAGACUGAUACAUGGUCAUUUGGAGUGCUGCUGUGGGAAAUCUUCUCUCUGGGUUACAUGCCGUAUCCUUGUAAAACCAACCAAGAGGUGCUGGAGUUUGUCACCAGCGGAGGCAGGAUGGAUCCUCCCAAGAGCUGUCCAGGGCCUGUCUAUCGGAUCAUGACCCAGUGUUGGCAGCACUGUCCUGAGCAUCGGCCCAACUUCUCUACUAUUCUGGAGAGAAUUAACUACUGCUCUCAGGAUCCAGAUGUGAUCAACACACCUCUGCCAGUGGAAUAUGGCCCUACCGCAGAGGACGAUGGUGGAAGAGUCAUCCGUCCCUCUGACCACACCUCCACCAGCCUCACUCCCCUACUGGCAUCCCAUACUGUUUCCCAGGAUUCCUCCUCCCAGCUGGGUCUCUCCUCUCUGGGCCUGAGUCCAACCCCUCUUCCCCCACAGCCAACCAAACCUCGUCUACUCCUCCAGAGAACCCAACCUGUCCACCAUGAAGUGAUGUCAUGCCGUGAAGCUCUGGAGCCAUCCUGGGCUGAGCCUGUUCCUGCCCCUGGUUUGUCCUCUCCAGGCGUCUGCACGGGAGGCCACUGGCUCCACCCUGAGCCUCCUCAUCACCGACCUUGCUCCAGAAACAGCUCCUCCUCAGGGAGCCAGAGGCUGAAGAACAAGACAAAGAACCUGUGGAACCCCACAUACGGCUCCUGGGUUUUGGAAAACUUCCGGGGGAAGAAAACACUCGCUCACACUCAGUCCAUGCCACUCUCAAGCUCCUCUUCCUCCACUUCUAACAUGCAGGUUCCUCAGACCUGCAACCCAACUUUAGAGAGCAGCGAGGCUGGCGACUGUGCCAACAGCACCCACGUUAGCCCUUCCAGCCUCUGCACCUCUUCAACUUCAUCCCCUUCCUGCCAGGCUCAAGCUGCCCUGAGCACAUCCUCCCAUAAAACAGGUAGCAGCACAAAAGCUGGCAUGGACCUAGCUAAGCUCCAUAGUUUCCCCUGUGGCAAUGUCAACUAUGCCUACGAUGAGCAAAGCUACGAGGCCGAGAGCCUGCCCUUGGUUAUGCCCAAAGCCCAAGAAGCCAUCACAAACACCAGCUCUGCCCCGAGUGUCUCCUCAGGGACUAGCCUGGGGCUGGCGUUAGGCCUCCAUACCUCCUCAUCUUGUAUGCCCAAGCUGCUGCUGAAGCGCCACGCCAGCUACGGACACGAGGACGUCAGGAGACACACCAAACCUGAGAAACCCACACGCGACCGAGACUCUGGAUUUUCUUUGUCUGAAGACCUCAGUGUUACCCCUAUCUAAGAAACGGCUUACUGUAACAGGGAUUUUAAAUUAUAUUAAAAUUAAAUGUCACCCGGAAUCCCUUUUCACACAACCUGAGACUAGAAUCCUGGAUUUAUGAAAAAAAAAAGCAUGACCGCGAGGGCUUUGCCACGGUCUGAGAGCCACAACAUCAAAUUAUUAGAGCUCCUGGAAUGCUGGAAAACACAGUCACGUUCACAAACACUCCUCUGCACUGUGAUACAGAGAGCCAACGCUGGACUCAGAGCCCUUUGCUGGGCUUCUGGUACUCUGGUAGCUGAACACUGAAGCUGAAACACUGCGGCACGCAGCCCUGCGCUUUCUCAAUGUCCACAUUGUCAGUGAUGGCUGCCAUAAAUAACUGCUGUAGUUACACUCCUUUUCUACCUAUAUGUUUUUGUUUUUUCAUGAACGCUUUGGCAGUAGUAUAUGUUGCAUCACAGUAAACAAUUUGUUGGAAUUUGUUGUAUUCAGUGUAAUAUGACCAUAACAAGCCAAACAAUAUUGAGCCAUUGGGAAGAGAAUCUCCAAGAUUGUGUUUCUUUUAAGAAUUUUUUAUUUCAAACCUUUAAAAUUCAGAAAGGCUGUAGAGUUACUAAAACUAGUUCAUUUAUUUCAUUUUAUGCAUUCUUUAGGAAGUAGUACACUUCCGUGAUUCUGAUUUGCUUUCACCCUAAAUAAUGUGAAAACACAUACGCCUAAUAUACUGCAAUAACAAGUAUUACCUUUUUCUGAAAAUGUCUGAAGUUUUCUCUGUUUUUCUAAAUAGCUCUUGAGCUUGAGGGUUCAUUCUCAACCUUGGAAACAGCCGUUUGGCAAACAAACUCUCAACACAAGGUCUACUUACUCAGUGCUUCUAAAGCCUCCCCAACAGAUGGAGUUUGCUCAGUUGUCAUGGAGAUAGUUUGGUCGUUAAGUAUGGCAUUUUGGCCACAUGAAUGUGUAAAUGAGGAGAUCCUAAACCUUGCUUUUGUUUGAGGAUGAUCUUAGGUCUUAGGUGUCAAAUGUGAAUACAACCGUCCACUGACUGCAGGUUAAUGACUCUGACCUCCUCCCAGUUGAUCUGAAAUCUCACGCUGAAGACAAUACUCCAGAAAGCCUUUGCUUCUAGCCAAGAAAUAGUCCCACACAAACCCACUUACACUUCUGUUUUUGUAUGAAUUAAAACAACCAAGAUAUGGCACGUUACUGGUGUAGAGGUGCUACCAGGCAGAUAUUUUUACCUUUGGAUGGAGUCAGGCUAGCUGUUUCCCCCUUGUUUUCAGUCUUUAUGCUAAGCUAAGCUAACCAGCUGCUGCCCGUAGCUUUAAAUUUACUGUACAGACACAAGAGUGAUAUUGAUCUUCUCAUCAAACUCUCUGCAAAGUAUUUGCCAAAAUGUCAAAAUGUCCCUGAAGGCGUUAAAUGGUUUGCGCUGUACUGUAAGUAAGUGAAGCUUGUGCUGAGAAAGAUCUUGAUUUGUCUUUUGUAUAUUAUAUUUUUGACUAUUCUUGACUCUCUUUCCCCAUGUCCCAAUAUUUACUUGGACUUAUAAACGUAUAUGCGUAUAGAAUUUGAUGAUGACCAUGUAGCUGUGAAAAUAUUUGCUAUUUUUGUACUGACUUCGUACACUGGACUAACCCAUUGCAUUCGUAGCUGUUUUAUCAUUUAUUUGUAUUCAUUUAUGUUAAUGAUGGAUCUGUAUUUGUAGUUGAUCACUGCCAUUAGAUACCUCUACUGCAUCUACUGAUGUAGUGCUGGUAGUACCUAUGUUUACUCAGCAGGGGGAGGUAUUCAGCUUCGAUAUACCAAACAUGCUGCUGCAGGUAUCUCAGUUCCUACAGUUAAUCAAAGAUUUAAUUGUGAAAAAUCUCUAUUUGGUAUUUAUGUUUUCAGGUUAUUCUUAUUUAAUCAAUUUGGUAGUUUUAUUCGAUAUGUGUCUUUAUUUGGAGCCUGAAUAUGUUGAUUGUUUAUUUUUUCAUAUGUUGAAUGAACGGUUACAUUCAUGUGAGAGUUCUAUAGGCUUACUGUGUGUUUUUUUUAUGCUCAGGCCUGCUGAUAUUAGUGAGUGUUUAUCUUUGUUCACUUGAAAAUAACAUGUUUUAGAAAAGACAAAAGGCUCACGUAGUUUUCUGAAGACUCCUUUUAGCAAUUGAUGUGGGCCAUUUAGAAAUAUUGAUUACUGUGGAAAGUCUUUCACAGAGAAAAAAAUAAUCUUCGUCUUGCUCACAUUGUUUAGUUUUUAUGGCCUGGUGUAUUUUAUUACACACUCUCUGAAAGUUUUUUUUUUCUGUAUUCUUUAUGUAGCUGAGGGUGCCUCAACCAAAAAUGCAUUCUAUGCAAUAUACUGUAUUUCACUUUCAUCUAACCUAACUGUGCCCCAAAUAAAUCAACAUAUAUUGAU
This is a messenger RNA of Morone saxatilis (striped sea-bass), 7194 nucleotides long. It is a transcript of the gene ltk, whose product is annotated as leukocyte receptor tyrosine kinase. Bases 207 to 4811 code for a protein of 1534 amino acids. The transcript has 29 exons. Gene Ontology annotation, molecular function: protein binding; transmembrane receptor protein tyrosine kinase activity; ATP binding. The record is from RefSeq and is a predicted model, not a curated record. Gene Ontology annotation, biological process: regulation of neuron differentiation; cell surface receptor protein tyrosine kinase signaling pathway; regulation of cell population proliferation. Lineage: Eukaryota; Metazoa; Chordata; Actinopteri; Moronidae. Gene Ontology annotation, cellular component: membrane; signaling receptor complex.